Messenger RNA from Maylandia zebra (zebra mbuna), 3467 nucleotides. It is a transcript of the gene stoml3a, whose product is annotated as stomatin (EPB72)-like 3a. The record is from RefSeq and is a predicted model, not a curated record. Lineage: Eukaryota; Metazoa; Chordata; Actinopteri; Cichliformes; Cichlidae. Gene Ontology annotation, cellular component: plasma membrane.
CUGUGAAUCUUUUCAUGAAGGGUCCAAAAAGUCAGUAGACCCAACACUGCCAGACUAAUGACUUUCCGUGUAAGGUUCAAUAUAAUCUAUAUUCCAUGAAAUAGAAUUUUAAACCUCAUAAAUAAUCCUUAAUUUUGUAAAAACUUGGGGAAUCCAUGGGAAAAAUGCGAGGAAAACUACGUAUCAUCUUCUUUGAACAUCACCUCUCAUGUUUCAUGACUUGGAUACAACAAUUAUUUAUUCAUGUGACGGACUCAGGUGACAGACUGCUGAACUUAAAUGUACGAAAGCACAAGAGCAGGACUGAGAUAGCUUUUCAAUACAAGAGCCACAAAGAUCCUGGUUAAACAAAAAUGGUUCAUGUUACAUCUUAGCAACCUAAAGGUGACUUACAGGGCAAGCGUGCCUCACUGUUGUAGAAAGCAACCGGUGUUAAGGGAAAAAGACCGCACCCACAGAGAGAACAGACACGUAAACAAGUGCAGUACUGUUCUAGCUUGCUCGAUCACAGACAACCAAUGAUUUCUACAACAUCCAGCACAGCAGAGAUGGUCACACAGGAUAAACUGCAGAAAAAUGAUGGCAUUAUUGAAGGUAAAUACUUUUUAUAACCCAUUCUGAAUGUUUAUUUUUAGAAUAAGGGAUAUAAAAUAAGGGCUGAUUUUUCUUCCAAGAAACCUUAUGUUAAAGAGUCCAGAAUUGUAGGAGUUGCAUAGGACAGCUGUGCUGUGUAAAAGUCUUGUGCCUCACUUCAUUUCUUUCUAAUUUGCUAGGGAAAUGUGUACAGUAAAAGAUAUAAAAAUGUGUGAAAGUGGGAGUAUAGUAUAUACUGUAAGGCAAAAGCACUUUUCUCUACAUCUAAGGGAUUUAUUUCUAUUUAACAUUGGGAGCAAUUCGGGGUUCAGUAUUGUGCCGGGGGAGCCAUCCCUGGAGCAGCUAGGAUUGCUCCACCAACGUUCUGAUUAACAGAUGUCCCCGCUCUACAUCCUGAGCAACAUCCACCCCUAAAUAUAUUAUUCUUCAGCAUUCCUUAAGUAGUCCUCAGGAAUCCUGGCUUCGUAAAGGACAUUCAAAGCCCUUCUUUGGAUGCUGGCUGUCUUUUGUUCCAUUCCUACACUGCUUCAGUGAUAUUGAGGUCCAGGCUUUGGGGAGGCCAAUACAUCACCAGUAGGGUUGAAUUGUGCAUUUUUCUAUUUAAGCCAAACAUACUGUAAACACGUUUAGUGCAUUUACACUGUGCUUAGAUCAAAAUCUGAUAGUACUUUUCACAUGCAUUCAUCAGUUUUGACAAGAUCUCCAACACCACUAGAUGAAAUGCAGACCCAAACUAUUGCAAAGUCUCCACCAUGUUUAACAGAUGGCUGUAGACACUGAAUUCAAAUCACAAUUUUCCAAUUUGGAUUCAUUUCUCCAUAUGAUCUGUUGCCACUGAUUUUCCACUUCUUCUUUUGUACUUGUUCACUUUUAAGGACACACUACGCAGAAAUAUGCCAAGUGUUUGGUUUAAGUUGUGUUUCAUGUGUAGGUACAACACUGGUCCAUCCCUUGAGUUAGGGUCCUUUUUAUGCUUGAAUAAUUCAUACAUUAGCAUUAUGUAGCAUGACAAAAAAGAAAAAAAAAUGAGGACUGGACAGAAAAUGAGAGGAAAAGCAGCCAAUGUCCAAAGAAAACCUUAGACAUGCCUUCACAUGCCUGGUGAAAUGUUUCUCAGGACAAAAUAUAAAGAAAUGAUGGGUGGCUCAAGACUUUUGUAAGUAAAUUUGAUAAGAAUACCGGCUCUUCAGUGCACAGCAUAGAUAUUUAAAUAUUUUAUUUUUUGCCUAUAAUUUGUACUGGGCUAUUUUUAUAGUAAUAUUUUAACACAUUAAUCAUAGCUCCAAAAACUGUGAAAAGGAGGAAAGCAGUGAAUUAAUAAUUACCAUAUAUUUACCCAAAUAUCCUUAACCUACAUAAUCAUUUGGCAUAUUAAUUUAAUAUACAUCUUAAUCACAUUCUAUUUUAACAUCACUUAUUGCAUUUCAAUAACAUGGCCUUUCAUUAGAAAAGCAUUAGUCGUCACCAUUUAUCAUAAUUGGCUGGCGUAUUUUUAAUAUUAGAAGUAAAUAAAUUAAAUUAUCCGUAGUUAUGUAUUAGCUUUGUGUCUUGUUUAAAAGAUUCACCUGAAAGUCUUCCUGAAAAGACUUUUUUUUCUCUCCCACCCUGUAUAUGACACAGAGAGUGACAUCUCAGUGUUUUAAUGAUGAUAUUUGAAUAGCUCAGUGAGUUUGCACAACACUUUGUGACUUAUGUGGAUUUUAAGCUACGUGCCUUCCCUUAGAAAUUAUUUACAUCAUUAGUGAAAUAGGAGCAGUGUAGAUCCAUUACAUCUCUCGGCACUAAUGUUCUAUGUCACCUUUAAUAAAAGGUGGCGUCCCAGUGGAGCAUAUUACUGGAUAAUUAUGUCAUCAAAGUAACACCAAGAACUUAUGGUUUGAAUUUAAAUGUGAAAUGAAGCUAUGAAAAAAAAAAAAAGCAAGAUAUUGUACAUACCCUGCACUUUAAAGACUUGUAAAGUGCUUCUGCUCUUUUUGCAGAUAAAAACUCAGGGAAACUGGGAUGCUGUGGUUGGCUGUUGGUUUUCAUAUCCAUCAUCUUUGUAAUAGUAACCUUUCCACUCACAAUAUUUAUGUGUGUCAAGAUAGUGAAGGAGUAUGAGCGAGCUGUCAUCUUUAGACUCGGCCGGAUCACAGACAAAAAAGCUAAAGGGCCAGGACUUUUCCUAAUAUUACCCUGCACCGAUAACUUUGUGAAAGUAGAUCUGAGAACUGUGUCCUUUGAUAUCCCUCCUCAAGAGAUCCUAACGAAAGACUCUGUGACAGUGUCUGUGGAUGGUGUGGUUUACUUCCGCGUAUACUGCCCCAUUUCAGCGGUGGCUAAUGUGACCAAUGCGCACUCAUCUACUCGACUGCUUGCUCAAACCACUCUGAGGAAUGUCCUUGGUACCAAAAACCUUGCAGAACUUCUAUCUGACAGAGAGGGCAUUUCACUCAGUAUGCAAGAAGCCCUGGAUGAAGCCACUCAUCCAUGGGGUAUCAAAGUGGAGCGUGUAGAGAUCAAAGAUGUGAAGUUGCCUCAUCAGCUGCAGCGAGCCAUGGCAGCAGAGGCUGAAGCCAGCCGGGAGGCCAGGGCCAAGAUCAUUGCUGCAGAGGGGGAGAUGAAUGCUUCCAGGGCUCUGAAAGAAGCCUCUCUGGUAAUGGCUGACUCACCCUCAGCUCUCCAGCUAAGAUACCUUCAGACUCUCAACACCAUCGCAGCAGAGAAGAACUCCACCAUCAUCUUCCCUCUGCCAAUAGAUAUAAUACAACAUUUCAUGCAUUGGAAGGCAUGAAUCUCAUGUCAACCAAGUUGCAUAUAAUUCAAAUCAAGUCAGAUUGUCGCAGAUUUGUUUUGUUUUUUUGCAAUAUUACCAUGUUUACAUUUAGAAAGCU